Messenger RNA from Clavispora lusitaniae ATCC 42720, 1605 nucleotides. Its product is annotated as sterol esterase. Gene Ontology annotation, biological process: lipid metabolic process. The record is from RefSeq and is a predicted model, not a curated record. NCBI's taxonomy places the organism in Eukaryota, Fungi, Ascomycota, Pichiomycetes, Serinales, Metschnikowiaceae.
AUGUCUAAAUUUGACCCUCCUGAGAAAAAGGCUAGACAUGCCGCUGUCUCAAGGCACUUUCACAUAUUCUGUUCGGCAAUCGGCUCCUUUCUUUUCCUUGUCCUGCUCCUCUUCGGAGCUAUAAUUUACCACAUCCGGGAUCUUGUUUCUGGAAGGGAGAAGCAAAAUGCUCCCAAAAAGGAUAACUCUGUUUCCAAUUACACAGUAAGAGAACCGUUUCCUGAUAUGAAGAACUUGAAGGUCACGAAAGACUUGAGGUAUUAUGCCCUUCAACUAGGUCUAGAUUUGGAAGAGUAUCAAAUUAUCACCAAAGAUGGGUACGGUCUUUCAUUGCAUCGGCUCAUCGAUCCGAAGGAUACUGAAGAGAAGAGAAACAAUAGAAAACCGUGCUUAUUGCAACAUGGUCUUCUCCUGUGUUCCGGGGCAUGGUUGACUCCAGGGCAAAACUCCCUUCCGUUUUACUUCCUUGAGCAAGGUUACGACGUGUGGAUGGGAAAUAAUCGGUGUGGAUUUGAGCCUAAACAUGAACACUAUAGUGGAAAUCUCAUGCACAAUGAAGAAUUUUGGGACUGGGAUAUUCGGUCUCUUGCCUCGUUCGACUUACCUUGUAUUAUGGAUAAUGUUCUUCUGCAUAAACCGAAUCACGAUAAGCUCGUCUUAGUUGGACAUCUGCAAGGCUGUACCCAAUCCUUCCUUAUGCUUAGGAACAGCAAGUUUACUGAAUACCAUAAGAAGAUAGAAAAAUUCUUUGCAUUGGCACCAGCUAUUUUUCCCGGAUCUAUGUUCCAUGACAGAACUUUCAUUAAGUUUAUUCACAAUAGAAGCCCCAGAGCUUAUGACGCAAUUUUCGGUAUUUGCUGUUUCAUGAAGAUCUUGGGAACCACUAGAAAAUUAAUCGGCACUACUAGGCUCUUUGCGACGCUUUCAUACCAAAUGUUCAAAUACCUUUUUGGGUGGGGAAUCAAUAACUGCCAUCCUGAUAAAAAACUACUUCGCAUUCAGUUUCUUUUCAAUGUGAGUUAUGUGUCGCUGAGGCUCAUGUCUUGGUGGCUUUCAUACCUGGUUGAAGAGGGUUUCUCCAAUCAACUUCAGCCGAAAGAAGCUUUUCAAACAGGAUUGAACUAUGCAUUCACACCUGUGAAUAGCAAUGAGAAUGUUUUGGUAGUGGAUGCUGAUGAAGCAGAUAUACCACAUUCUGAAGCUAGUGCCACUGAACAAGAAAAAAGUUCUGAACCUCAGGGAAAUUCCGCUGAUCUUGAAAAGAGCUCUCCAGAUAAAAAGGUGAUUCCUAAACCUUUGACAAAGACGGUCCCAUUAACUGAUGACUCUAAAACUUUUUUCCCAUACAAAGAAACUUGGUUUGAUUUUAACGAUCCAGAGGAACUUGUUCCAAUGGUUUUGUUCAUCGCAGGCCUGGACUUUUUGGUGGAUGGAGAAAGAUUAGCUACGCAUAUGUGCCAUUAUGAGAGACAUUUUUACAAAGAAGGUGAGAAUUUGAAGGUUGUUCGUAUACCUGAGUUCAAUCACCUUGAUGUUAUCUGGUCACUGAAUGUCAUUGGCCAAAUUGGUAUGGUCAUUGAAGAAGAGUUGAAGUCCUCUGUAUAA